AACUACAAGUUCUCCUGCGCGAAGAUCUCCGAGGAAUCCAGGGAGCUCUUUAGCAAGGAGGGAGUGGUAGUUCUGCGCGAGGUCUUUGAUCCAGAGGUGAUCGAAGAGCUGGCGGCAGAGGUGAAGUGUCGCAUGAGGCCCAAGACAACGGCGGAGGACUGGGCGCUGUCUGCGCAGAACGUUUGGAUGGAUUCCGAGGUCUUUGCACAGUUGGUGCUGCACAAGGAUAGCCCUUUGGGAUGUCUGGCAGCACAGCUCAUUCCGAAUGCCAGCGCCAUCCGUUACGCACACGAGACUGUGACACUGCUCCAAGAGGGCCAAAAUGGCUCAACGGACUGGAGCACUGAUGCCAUACCCAGCAAUCUUCGUGACGAGGAUCCGGAGGAUGUGCCCCUGAUCCGCUUCUUUCUGCCGCUUGGGCCUCAGAACCUCAGCAACAUCACCGGCGGCUCUUUGAAAAUUAUACCACUAAGCGCCUACACCAAGCUCCGGAACUUCUUCCCUCCUUGCUUCGAGGGCCGCGCGGACGCGGAAAUGAAGGCCACGGGAGAACUGAAGGGAGAUUGCAUGGUGGCUCACCAACUCGCCUUCGCCCCACAGUUGGCCAUGGGUGACAUACUGCUCUACAGCCCACUCAUACCGCACGUCACGCAGCAAAUGCUGACCGGCUCCCGUCUGGCCUUGCAGGGGAGCCUCUAUGAGCCCAACCUUCUGGUGCCCUGGGUGCGGGACAUGCCACCGCCCAAGUACGUGGACCCUGUGCGCUUCAACAUCCAAGGCUCGAUGCGCUACGACAUCUUCUGUCUGGAACAGGCUGCCUGUUGGGAUCGCGAGGCGCAGCAGUGCCAUCACAACGUCAACUGGCAGAGCGCUGCUACCCAGGGCAUCAGUGAGGAGCCCACAGCAUGCUUUCCACAAGUGUAUCCUCACCCGGUGGAGAGCGAAGUAGCGACCCGGUUCUCCAAUGGUUUGUGGAACCCAAUGGGGCCCUCUGCGGUCAGAUCUCGCUGGAUCCUCUAUUCCUUUCCAGUGGUCAAGGCCUCCAUGGCGCCCAUGCAUGGUCUGCUGGACUGGUGGCAUAGGUUCCUGUGA
This is a messenger RNA of Symbiodinium necroappetens, 1092 nucleotides long. NCBI's taxonomy places the organism in Eukaryota, Dinophyceae, Suessiales, Symbiodiniaceae. The record is from the annotation of a GenBank genome assembly.